This is a messenger RNA of Punctularia strigosozonata HHB-11173 SS5, 845 nucleotides long. RefSeq lists its product as uncharacterized. Lineage: Eukaryota; Fungi; Basidiomycota; Agaricomycetes; Corticiales; Punctulariaceae. Bases 13 to 507 code for a protein of 164 amino acids. The transcript is spliced from 2 exons. The record is from RefSeq and is a predicted model, not a curated record.
CACUUUACGACCAUGAAGCUUACAUCCGGAGCGUUGGCCGUUCUCAGCCUGCUGGCCGUAGCGCACGCGCAAGGCAGCGCGACCACCGAGUCGAGCAGCGGGGACACAGGCGUUUCGACCACGAGUGCUCCGAGCCUGCCUGGGUCGAUCAUCUCUGUCAUAAGCACCCCAAUACUCAGCCCGCCCUCGCUGAGCUCUCUACCACUUUCCAGCGUGGACGUAACCACCACGACAGCUAGCUCAUCGGCGAAUUUGACAACGACCACGGCCUCGACGCCCGGAGGCGCCUCGACGACGGUCACGUCCGUCUCCUCGCCUAUCAUCACCAGUACUGGUACUGUCACGAGCCCAAUCAUCUCUGGGACAUCCAGCACCGGGUCAUCCUCCAGCUCCAGCCUGACGACCUCCGCUCCGGCUACAACUACGACCAGCGGUGCUGCUGGCUCGAUGAAGGCGUCCGCCUGGGUGGUCGCUGCGUUCGGCGUCCUUGCGGGUCUCGCUCUCUAAAAACCACUGGAAGUGGCGAUGGAAGUGUUGAAGCGGGAAGAAAAUGACGGUUUGGGAGGAUAUGUGGUGAUGGACACCUCGAAUCGGACUCGGACGAUUGCAUAACACUUUACAACAUGUUCUUCGAGCAUUCGAUAGCGAGCUGAAUGCAGUAUGCUUUUAGGCAAUGAUGACAAGCGCAUCCGACUCGCGUCGUGUACGGUCUCAUAUCAUGCUCUCCAUCUAUGAUCUUUGUCAUUCCGGCUAUAUACCGCCUCCUGUACGAGCGGAAUCCGAGUCGGACGUUGUGCAAAAGCUUCACAUGUUACUCAGCUGCUGUAGCAAUCGUUGAGUAUGGC